Vigna unguiculata (cowpea) is the source of this 577-nucleotide messenger RNA. Its product is annotated as heavy metal-associated isoprenylated plant protein 47-like. Lineage: Eukaryota; Viridiplantae; Streptophyta; Magnoliopsida; Fabales; Fabaceae. The record is from RefSeq and is a predicted model, not a curated record.
GAACAAUAUCACCCACGAAUCUAGCUCCAACAACAGAAAGCUAAAGUUUUUCUCAUAUCAUCAAUAACCAAAUAUGAAGAGAAUAGUCAUAAAGGUGCAAGUGGAGAGUGAAAAAGGCAGAAGAAAAGUCCUAACAGUCGCUGCGAAAUCUCAAGUACAUGCAGGAGUUCGUUCACUAUCCUUAGAAGGCGAAAACAGAGACCAAGUGGUGGUUACCGGAGAUGGAGUCGAUGCUGUUAAAUUAACCAAUCAACUGAGAAAGAACUUCUAUACCACGCUAAUAAGUGUGGAAGAUAUGGAAGAAGACGAAGAAGAAGAUGAAGAAGAAGAAGAAGAGGAUGAAGAAGCCACGCCAAAGGAAAAUUCAUCACCACCUUGUCCAAUUUGCACAACCUAUCUUCAACGUUGUCCAUUAUGUACCAGCUUUCUUCCACCUUCUCCCAUGCGUAGUUACGUGGUUUAUGAUUCCGACACCAAUAGCUGCACCGUUGUCUGAGUUAAUUUACCUAUAAGAGAUGGCUGGGUAUAGAUAUGUUAAACACAAAACAAUGACAUUUUCUUUGGUUAGACAUAGUAU